This is a messenger RNA of Brettanomyces bruxellensis, 2355 nucleotides long. RefSeq lists its product as uncharacterized. Gene Ontology annotation, biological process: regulation of DNA-templated transcription. The record is from RefSeq and is a predicted model, not a curated record. Gene Ontology annotation, cellular component: chromatin; nucleus; chromosome. Gene Ontology annotation, molecular function: histone H3K36 methyltransferase activity; protein binding. Lineage: Eukaryota; Fungi; Ascomycota; Pichiomycetes; Pichiales; Pichiaceae. Bases 1 to 2355 code for a protein of 784 amino acids. The transcript has a single exon.
AUGGUAAGAAACGUUCACAUGGUUGGUAUAAAACCGGCGACUGCGGAAUCGUCAGCAGUUUCUGAAAAUAAUGUUCCGGUGUUUUCGGAGUCUCUUGAUAGAACAGAAGAAGCUCUUGAAACAUUUCAACUUGUGAAGCAUAAUGAAUACAUUGAUCGACUUAAAGGUGUAUAUUCUGCGGCUAAUGAGGUGAUGACAUGUGAUUGUACUGAGAGAAGAGUGGCGGGUGUCAAUGUUGCUUGUGGUGCAGACUCUGAUUGUAUUAAUAGACUGACCAACGUUGAAUGUGUUGACGGUGAAUGUUCGUGUGGUGCUCGUUGUCAGAACCAAAGAUUUCAAAGAAAUCAGAUGGCAGAUAUAUCCAUCUUUCUAACUGAGCACAAAGGGUAUGGUAUGCGUGCAAAUUGUGAUAUUCCUGCAAAUACCUUCAUCAUUGAGUACAAAGGAGAGGUGAUCGACGAACAAGCCUAUAAAAUCAGAAAAGAGGCGUAUGCAAAAGAGGGAAUUAAGCAUUUCUAUUUUAUGAUGAUUCAGGAUGGUCAAAUCAUCGAUGCCACGAAAAAAGGUAGUCUGGGAAGAUUUUGUAACCAUUCUUGUGAUCCCAACGCGUAUGUUGAAAAGUGGGUCGUGAACAAAAGAUAUCGCAUGGGAAUAUUCGCCAAAAGAAAAAUACCCAAAGGUGAAGAAAUAACCUUUGAUUAUAACGUGGAUAGAUAUGGUGCCGAACCCCAGAAGUGUUACUGUGGGGCUAAGAACUGUGUUGGUUAUCUGGGUGGUAAAACGCAAACAGAAGUUCUACGACUGUUAACAUAUGCUGCACGUGAUGCUCUCGGAAUAAGCGCUGCGGAUGAAAACAGAUGGAUCAAAUUUCAGAAAAAGCAAGGUAUUACUAUUUCCGAAGAGAAUGUUGCAAGUAAAGUUAAUGACUUCGUGAAUUCUCUUGAGUUGAACCCACUUGAAAUGAGUGAUGUUGCAAAAGUUUCAAGUUUUUUGUUACUUCCAAAUAAUAAUCCCACAAUAAUUGAUCGUGUUUUAGAAAGAUUCGAUCCUAACGAUCCUGGAUAUUCCGAAUUGCUUCACAGAUUCAACAGAUUUCAUGGUCUAAGAGCACUUACCUCGUGUAUUCAGACAAUUCUGGAUGGUAAUCAUGUUAAGCAUGAAAUGAACGCCAGAGAAAAAGACGUACUUAAGAAAGUAAUAACAAUAUUAUCUAAUUGGCCGAAACUUGCAUCCAAAAAUACCGUGAAAAGUUGUGAUUUAGAAUCUCUUCUACGUAUUAUGUCUCAAGAAUUAGAUGAUAACAAAAUUAACAUUUUAGUGGAUGAUAUUUUGGAUGGUUGGAAAGAUCUUCGAGUUGUGUAUCGCAUCCCAAAGCGCACAACGUCAAUGAACGGUGAUGCAACAUUUUUGGCACAGUUAGAUUAUAGAAGAUCAAGGUCUACACAACCAUUGCCAGCAAAUACUUCAACCCCUCCUCAUAAUGAACCCAAGGAGAUCAUUCCUCAUUCACAAAAGCCAUGGGCUGAUGUUGAUGUCGAAUCUCUUCCUGAUAGUAGAAAGAUUGAUGGUAUUCCUUUACCUCCUGGUUGGAAUUGGACAACAGAUGCGAAAACCGGUGCAAGAUAUUAUUAUAACAGACGGGAGAAUAUUACUCAAUGGGAGCCCCCUUCUUGGGGAAUCGAAAAUGUUGCUAAAAAUCCCGUUAAACAGCCUCGGAAAGAAAUGAGAGAGGAGGAUAUUAACCGAGAAAAAAGAGAAAAACGAAGGACAAUGGAUGAACAGUUUGCCCUUAGAGAACUACAAAAGAAAAGGCGUCAAGAGCAGAAGAAGGCUGUUAAGGUUGAAGAACAGAAAUUAAAAAAGUUAUCCAGUAUUAUAGCUGAGGCAUCCUCGUCUUCGGAAAUCAAGAAGGCUGGCUCUAGGUCUGCCUCAAAGGUUCAUUUCCAGGAGUAUGAGAGUCAUCAUCAUAAACAUCAUUUUGAUUCUGACCGGAGCCAAGUUCGUGAUGGAGAUCUUCACAAAAAAUAUAAAAGAGAGUGGAUGCUUUUAUUUGCUUCUGUGGUUCCUAAUAUGCUGAAGAAAUAUGAGGAUCAUAUUGGAAGGGAAAACCUGAAGAACUGUGCAAGAGAGAUUACCCAUGUGUUAACUAAUAAAGAACUAGGACGACAUAAAAAUCAAGAUCCUCCUGCUAAAAUUUCAAAGGAUCGCAAGAAGAAGAUAUGGGCAUUCGUGUCAAAUUACAUGGAUAAAUUUAUUAUGAAAUUUGAUUCAAAAAAAAGGGAACAUUCUUCAUCACAUGUUGGAACUUCACAAAAGAGACAGAAAUAUAAUAUGUAUAAAUUUAGUAUAAAUUAG